This is a messenger RNA of Symbiodinium sp. CCMP2592, 780 nucleotides long. The record is from the annotation of a GenBank genome assembly. NCBI's taxonomy places the organism in Eukaryota, Dinophyceae, Suessiales, Symbiodiniaceae.
AUGGAGCAGAAGACAAGUGGAGAGCAGCCAUAUGCCAGACUGAUGCCAGUGCAGCUUAUCAAGAACAAGGCUUCUGGAAAGCUGUUGGCGAUGAAGCGGGUGCAACAAAACAAGCACACGUCCGCCGAGCUGGCCGUUUUCAAGGUUCUCGACAAUCCAUACAUCGUCCGCCUUUACAACAUCCUCCAGGACGAUGAGGAGGUGGACGAUGUAUUGUUUUUUGUCAUGGACUAUUGUGCCGGCGGGGAUCUGAUGAUGUGGAUGAAGCUUCGGGAGCAGCGCUUGGUGGGCGGUGCACCAAAGACGUAUAGGCCGCCUGAGACCUGGUUGGCAGCUGGAAUCCUUUGGCAGAUGUUGGUCGGCAUCGGAUACCUGCACCACAACUGGAUUAUCCACCGGGAUGUGAAGCCUGAGAACUACCUGAUCCAGGAUCAGCUUGCUGACGAAGAUGGUAUGUGCAGAGUGAAGCUUUCUGACUUUGGCCUGGCGAGAAAGAUUGGGCAACGUGAGAAGAUUCAAGAUCAAGCAGGCUCACUGCCAUACAUGGCGCCGGAGGUCAUCAGAGGCUCCUACGACACAGGAUGCGACAUGUGGGGUGUUGGCGCAUGCAUCUACCUCCUCGUCUGCAAUGUCCACUGGUGGGAAGACAUGGAGUACGAAAAGGUGGAGGUGGCAGACUUAAACACCUUCAUCGUCGACAGCAUCUUGGAAAAAGAAGUUCACUUCAACCUCCCCAAUUGGGAGAUGCACCCGGCAGAGUUCAAAGAACUCAUUCAGUGA